AUGAGCAAGAAAAAUAAGCAACAGCAAGAUUUUGAUUUCCUAGCAAGCCUAGGUGGCAAACAAGAUAUGGAAAUGGACUUCAAUGACCCAAAACUCAUGGCAGAACUAAAACAAAUGGGCUGGGAAGACGGUGAAGAAAUUGAUCCCGAAGAGGACGAAGCUCACAAACUUGAAUUAGAAAUGGAGGCAGAAGAAAAGGCUUUAGAAGCACAAUACAAAAAAUACGGAAACAAAAAUUAUUCAGAAAAAGACAUCGAAAAUGCAAACUUGGAAGUUGAUGAUUUAGAAGACCCAGAGCUCCAAGGAGAACUCAAUGAGCUUGGAGGUGCUGAAACAAACGCACAACUAGUGUCUCAGCAGCAAGAGCAGAUUGAGCAGCUUAAACAGAAAAUUGAGAAAAUUAAACGCAGCGCUAUAAAGUACAAACAGGCAGGAAAUAAAGAAAAAGCUGUCGAAAGGAUGAAGGAGUAUAAAAGCUUAGAAGUCGAAUUAGCGAAUGCUGAGAAGAUAUUGAAUAUACAUAAUAUUGCUCAUAAGCCCAAGGCAGAAAGCUCUUAUGAAGAGCACAAGUCUAAGGCUAAAGCUGCACCGAAAAUUGAGGAAAAUAGCAUGGCCAUGGAAAUUGAAGAGGAUUUUGAUUAUGAUUCAAUUGUUGCUAUGAGUGUCCUUGAGUAUGAAAAAGAUCUUUGGACAAAGAAAAAGGAUAAAGAUAUGGUAGGAAAGCUUGAAAUGGCAAUAAGUUUGUUAGCAACAAAUAUUCAAGCUGGAAUGAUAAGUCAAGAAGGCUAUAUGGAAUCAUUAACAAAAAUAUUCUUUAUUGAAUUGAAUAUAUCUAGAUUUUUUUUAUAUAUUAAUUGAUUUGCAUUUUAUAUAAAAAUUAUAUAAAAUUAAUGAAUAUAAAGAAAAUUUGAAAAAAGCAUCAGGAAAAACUGCUGAAAUAUAUCAAGCUCAUAUUAAGCUAAUGCAAGAAGAAUUAGAUCAAGCUGGAGAAGAAGAGGAAGAAGAGGAAGAGGAGGAAGAAGAAGAAGUAGCGCAAGUUCAACAAAAUCAACAAAGUGAAAGCUCACCAAAGCCAAAUGAAGAGUCACAGAAUUUAGAACAAACUAACAGAGCAAGCAGAACUGAAAGCGCCCCUGUUAUUUCUCACUCAGAGCUAUAUGAGCACAAUUUCACUUAUAAAACUGCAUAUGAUCUCUUAGAAGAAACAAAAGAAGCAUUUUCUUAUCUAAAAUCAUUAGGUGCAGCUAAGCGCUGUGAGCCUCUCCUAGAAAAAGCUGAAGCCCUCCACAAAAUAAUUAAGGCAAUUCAGCAAGGCCAAAACCCAUCCCUCAAAAUUACCCCAAUAACUCCUCAAGAUAUCACAGGCAUGACCGAAAAAGAGCGCAGAGAACGUAUUUCACAUCUAAUUGAUUUUUGCGCAAAAAAAGGUGCUGAGGCCAAAGAAAACGCUUUAGCAGCUCUCCGGGCUAAAGACCAAGAAGCUGCCAAAGUUUUCAAGCGAGAAAUGGUCGAAAACGAAACCAAAGCUAAACAGCUAGAGUCCGCAUUAUCAAAUCCUUGGGUAAUACCUCCAGAAAUCGGAGUAAAAUCCUUACUCCCUCUGUAAGCUACCAAAAAAAUUAGAAAAAUUCCUAUUUUUUGGGUAAAAACACCCUCAGUGAGCGAACAAAAAUUGUUUUAAUAUAAAACUUUUUUAUGAAAAAAUAUUAUGAUAUAUAGUGAUAAUUAUUAAAAUGAAACCUCUAGCUAAUUCUAUUGAAAUUUAAACAGCUUGCGUUUUAAAAAUAAUUUAUAAAUUAAAUUUAAUAUUUGCUUUCCAAUUUUUUUAAAUUUAAAAAAAAAAUUAUAAAGCUUUUUAUAAAAAAAUUUUUUUGCUUACUCAAGAAUGGAGAAGUUAACAAAAACUGUCCCUGUUGUUAAUGAUGAUGUCGAACCUGGGGUUAUAGAAGUAGUUUUUGGUAAAGCAACUGGACUAGACGACUCCCGAGAUCAUUUUAUUAAUUAUUCAUUAUCAGGCUCAGGUGGCAGUGAUCUAGCAAACAGAACUGGAUAUGGCAAAAAAGUCUGCCAAAAUGGGUUUAAUCUGAAAGAAAUCAUUAAGCCAAAUCCAAAAACAUUUUCAACGCUUUUUAGAAGGCAUUUAACGUUUGACGUUAUGGAAUAUCAUGUGCUUACUCCCUUGGUGAGCAAAAAAAUUUUACUCGCUCACAGGAAAUAAAUUUUAUAGUAAAAGAUUUUUAUCAAAAUUUAAAAAAAUCGGAAAGCAAAUAUUAAUUUAAUUUUAAAUUUAUAAUUUAAAAUGCAAGGUGUUUAAAUAAGCAGAAUUAGCUAGAGAUUUCAUUAUAAUAAUUAUCACUUUUAUAUGAAAAAUAUUUUUGUUAUUCACUCACCGAGGUGUAUUUUGUCCAUUUACCGAAUGGUUUUGUUCGCUCACAGAGUAGGAGGAGGCUAGAAGUAAUAAAAAUGUGGGGACUGCUACAGUAAAACUUGAUGAUUUUGCAAGCAAAUCAGUACUGCAGUUGACUGUUCCACUGGCUAGAAGAGGACCGACAUUAGAAAUGACGCUCAGGAUUAAUAAAUCAUUAAGCACACCUGAAUAUAAGCAAGUGACAGAAAAAGUAGAAUUCGUGGACCAAUUUUUACCAGUUUUCAGGACCCCAGAAGGAAACAGUGUGCAGCAACCAGGAGCAAAAGGAAAAGUGCAGGAAACUGUUCCUCAGCCUGCACCCGCACAAAAAGUCCCUAAACAAACUCCAAUAGAAGAGGAAAAAAACAUCCCAGAGAAGCCUAUCCAGCUAUCUCCAGCUGAAAUAAAAAAUCCAAAUAUUCUUGACAACCUGAAUUCUUAUGAAGUCCUCGAGCAAGAGUCUAAAAGACUUCAACAAUUAAUCAUACAGUUAAGAGGGGACGGUAAAAAUCCAGCUGCAGAGAUUAAUUUGCAAAGAGAAGUAGCCAGAAAGAAAAUGAUCAUUGAGUCACAAGUAGAAAACGGGAUUAUCACCCCAGAACAAUACAAAGCUGUCCUAGAAAACCAAAUACAACAUGACAUGCAAUUAGCAGCCUAUUUCAAAAAUGCAGGAGACAGAGAAAAACUAGGGAUCAUUGUCAAUAGAGUUAAAAUUAUGAAAGGCGAAAUAGCAGAGCUAGGAUAA
This is a messenger RNA of Blepharisma stoltei, 3152 nucleotides long. NCBI's taxonomy places the organism in Eukaryota, Ciliophora, Heterotrichea, Heterotrichida, Blepharismidae. The record is from the annotation of a GenBank genome assembly.